AUGGACGCGGUGGUGGCGAUGGACAAUGGAGUGGUCGACGAGGUCGAUGCCGGGCUUGAACGAGGUGAUGACCCGCAGGCAGGCGCCGAAGAGGAGGAGCCUGUGACGCCACCACCACCGGCGUAUGAGCGACCGGCGCUUGCGCUGCCACAUUCAACAUGGGUCGAGCUGAGACUGAGGCUGGUCUUCCCGCAGGGCAUUGUGUGGACCAAGCGGGUGAAUCUGGCGGCGACAGUGGCGGAGAUCAAGCGGUUCCUGGUGCGGAAGCACGGCAACUCGGUCCGGAACAUCGCGCUGUACAACGGCGAGCGGGCACCAGAGAACGAGCUUUGCGACGAUGCGGCAUCACUGUAUGGUGCUGGCGUUGCGGUAUCGUCGGCGGUGGGCGCCCGCAACAACGCGACCGUCGACGCGCCGGCUGCCGACAAGCUCGCUGUCUUUGCCGCCUACGAGACAGCAGUGGCAGAGGCUGUGGCGUUCUCGGGCAAGACCGGCAAGAAGGGCCGCCGAAAGGGCAAGCGGGGCAAGAAAAAAGGCGCUGCCAAGGGCGCUGCCUCGCCAGCAAGCAUGGCAUCGCCCGACCCGGUUCAGCUCACGCACCGCCUACCGACUGCCCCAUCGCCCGGUGACGCGCUGCCAGCGGUGGACCUCUGGUACGACUUUGACAUUCCGCGCCAGCACUGUGCGCUUGUGCGGCGGCCUCCGGAUCUCUCGGUGUAUAAUCUGGCGUCUGCAGCGCAGAAACCCGUCGAAUCCGCCGCAGCCCGCUCCUCGCUCCUGGGCAGCACCCGAUCGCGCCUCCUCCGCCCGCGAUCCGGCCCCAUGACAGCCGAGACCGGCCCAAAGGCUAUCGGGACCGAUCCCAAGGUAGCCGGCUCCGGCUCCAGAACAGCCGGGAGCAGAGGCUCGCCGCUUCUCACUUCAUAG
This is a messenger RNA of Thecamonas trahens ATCC 50062, 927 nucleotides long. RefSeq lists its product as uncharacterized. The record is from RefSeq and is a predicted model, not a curated record. The coding region runs from base 1 to 927 and encodes 308 amino acids. NCBI's taxonomy places the organism in Eukaryota, Apusomonadida, Apusomonadidae. The transcript is spliced from 2 exons.